UCGCAAGUCUUAUCAUAUAUACUCGGCCUCGCCGCCAUCUCAACUACCCCACCACCACCCACGGGCAGCCGGCGGUAGCGCUACGCCGCCAACACAAGCUCGCGCGCCGUGCGGGGAAAUGGCUUCCCUCUGGGUCGUCGUCGCGGCGGCGCUGCUGGUCCUCGGGUGCGCGAGCAGCGGCGCGACGGCGCGGCCGCUGGUCGGCGCGGCGGCGGCGAAGCAGCCGCUGCAGACGUCGCGGCCGUACAACAUCGCGCACAGGGGCUCCAACGGCGAGCUCCCUGAGGAGACGGCGGCGGCGUACAUGCGCGCCGUCGACGAGGGCGCCGACUUCAUCGAGGCGGACAUCGUGGCCACCAAGGACGGCCACCUCGUCUGCUUCCACGACGUGACCCUGGACGACACCACCGACGUCGCCGACCACAAAGAGUUCGCCGCCCGCCGCCGCACGCUCCAGGUGCAGUGGGCCAACGUCACCGGAUACUUCAUCACUGAUUUCACGUUGGCCGAGCUGAAGACGCUGCGAGUGAAGCAGAGAUGGUCAUUCCGUGACAAAUCUCACGAUGGCAUUUCUCCCAUCAUCACCUUCGACGAGUUCAUCGACAUCGCGCUGAACGCCAAGAGGGUCGUCGGGAUCUACCCGGAGAUGAAGAGCCCCGUGUUCAUCAACCAGCACGUGAAGUGGGCGGACGGGAAGAAGUACGAGGACAAGUUCAUCGCGACGCUGAAGAAGUACGGGUACGGCGGCAAGUACAUGACGAAGCGGUGGACGGAGAGGCCGGUGUUCAUCCAGUCCUUCGCGCCGACGUCGCUCAUCUACGCCGCCGACCUGACCGACUCGCCCAAGGUGUUCCUCAUCGACGACGUGACGGUGCGGACGGAGGACACGGACCAGUCGUACGAGGAGAUCACCUCGGACGAGUACCUGGACUACAUGAGGGAGUACGUGGUCGGGAUCGGGCCGUGGAAGGACACGGUGGUGCCGCCGACCAGGGACAACACGCUGACGACGCCCACGGACAUGGUCGCCAUGGCGCACGCCAGGGGCCUGCAGGUGCACCCCUACACGUACCGGAACGAGAACCGCUUCCUGCACUACAACUUCAGGCAGGACCCCUACGCCGAGUACGACUACUGGCUCAACGACGUCGGCGUCGACGGUCUCUUCACCGACUUCCCCGCCAGCCUCCGCCGCUUCCAGGACUGGACCGCCGCCAAGAACUGAUCGGCAAACCACACAUGAGUACGUGAAUACGUAGCCACAGACAGGUUCAGAUAGGUUUCUCUCUUCUCCUUGGGUUGUUCACGGUUUCGCGCCGUGAGAUAAAUUGAUCUCAGGAUUGGAUUUUGCAUUGGCAAUACAUGGAAUGGAUUCGUUA
Molecule: messenger RNA, 1379 nt
Organism: Aegilops tauschii subsp. strangulata
Lineage: Eukaryota; Viridiplantae; Streptophyta; Magnoliopsida; Poales; Poaceae
Product: glycerophosphodiester phosphodiesterase GDPD6
Biological process (GO): lipid metabolic process
Molecular function (GO): glycerophosphodiester phosphodiesterase activity
Source: RefSeq, a predicted model, not a curated record